UAUCAAUUUCCACAGGUAACAGUGCUGAUAGGGGAGACCGGCUCAGGAAAGAGCACACAAUUAGUUCAGUUUCUUGCCGAUUCAGGAAUAUUUGGUCAUGAGUCUAUUGUUUGCACUCAGCCACGUAAACUUGCAGCCAUCUCGUUGGCAGAAAGGGUUAAAGAGGAAAGUUGUGGUUGUUCCAAAGACACUUCAGUUAUUUUUUGUUCAUCAUGUUUGUCAUCUCAGGAGUUCGGUUGUAAGGUUAUAUUCAUGACUGACCACUGCCUACUGCAGCACUACAUGAGCGAUACGCAAUUAUCCCGGAUCUCAUGCAUUAUUGUUGACGAGGCUCAUGAGAGAAGCUUGAACACAGAUCUCCUUCUGUCGAUGACUAAGAAUCUACUCAGUCAGAGGCCUGAUUUGAGGCUUAUAAUUAUGUCUGCAACAGCUGAUGCAGACCAGUUGGCCGACUACUUUUUUGGUUGUGGAACCUUUCAUGUGGCGGGCAGAAAUUAUCCCGUUGAUAUUAAAUAUGUCCCAUGCAAUGAAGGUUCUUUUAGUUCUCGAUUGAUUGCUUCAUAUGUUCUUGAUGUUGUGAGGAUGGUGACUGAGAUCCACAAAACGGAGAAGGAUGGAACAAUACUUGCCUUCUUGACCUCUCAGAUGGAAGUAGAAUGGGCUUGUGAGAAGUUCCAAUCUCCAUCUGCCAAUGUGUUACCUUUGCAUGGAAAACUUUCUUACGAGGACCAACACCGAGUUUUUCUGAACUACCCAGGAAAAAGAAAAGUUAUAUUCACCACUAAUGUUGCUGAGACAUCAUUGACAAUUCCAGGGGUCAAAUAUGUGGUUGAUUCUGGAAUGGUGAAGGAAAGCAGAUUUGAUCCUGCCACUGGCAUGAACGUUCUAAGGGUUUGCAGAAUCAGCCAGAGCUCUGCAAAUCAACGGGCCGGUCGUGCUGGGAGAACUGAGCCUGGAACAUGUUAUAGACUCUACACAGAAGAUGAUUAUUCUUUGAUGCUGCCUCAUCAGGAACCAGAAAUUUGUAUGGUUCAUCUUGGUGUUGCAGUUCUGAGGAUUCUUGCUUUAGGCAUCAAGAAUGUGGAGGAUUUUGAUUUUGUUGAUGCACCCAGUGUCAGAGCGAUAGACAUGGCCAUCAGAAAUCUCAUUCAAUUAGGAGCUGUCGUAGGGACAGAUGAUGUUCUUGAAUUGACCAAAGAAGGUUUGGAUUUAGUUAAGUUGGGUAUUGAACCUCGUCUUGGUAAAAUAAUCCUUAAAUGCUUCCAUGAGCGCCUAGGUAUUGAGGGCCUUGUUCUUGCUGCAGUUAUGGCAAAUUCUAGUAGCAUAUUUUGCAGAAUUGGUACAGAGGAAGAUAAGUUGAAAUCUGAUCGCCUUAAGGUGCAAUUUUGCCACCAAAAUGGGGAUCUCUUCACUUUGCUGUCUGUUUAUAAAGAGUGGGCGGCUGUGCCUUGGGAAAGGAAAAAUAUCUGGUGCUGGGAAAAUAGCAUUAAUGCGAAGUCGAUGAAGAGAUGCCAUGACACUGUGCAAGAACUGGAAGCUUGCCUUAAGCAUGAAUGCAAUAUUAUUGUGCCAAGUUACUGGCGUUGGAAUCCUCAGAUGCAUGAGCAUGAUGAAACUUUGAAAAAUGUAAUUCUCUCUUCCCUUGCAGAAAAUGCGGCAAUGUACUCUGGGUAUGAUCAACUUGGAUAUGAAGUGGCAUCGACUGGGAAGCAUGUUCAACUGCAUCCUUCAUGUUCUAUACUAAACUUUAAUCAGAGGCCACGAUGGGUGGUUUUUGGCGAGGUUCUCUCUGUAUCUAAUGAGUAUCUGGUCUGUGUUACUGCAAUUGACCAUAAAUCUUUGUCUACUCUUUCUCCACCUCCAGUUUUUGAUUUCUUGAAGAUGGAAAGCCAGCAGUUGCAGAAGAGGGUUUUGCCCGGACUCGGAAGUUUAGUG
Olea europaea var. sylvestris is the source of this 1935-nucleotide messenger RNA. RefSeq names its product ATP-dependent RNA helicase DEAH12, chloroplastic-like. Gene Ontology annotation, molecular function: RNA binding; ATP binding. The annotation marks the transcript as partial. Gene Ontology annotation, cellular component: catalytic step 2 spliceosome; intracellular anatomical structure. Gene Ontology annotation, biological process: spliceosomal complex disassembly. The transcript has a single exon. The record is from RefSeq and is a predicted model, not a curated record. Lineage: Eukaryota; Viridiplantae; Streptophyta; Magnoliopsida; Lamiales; Oleaceae.